Messenger RNA from Caenorhabditis angaria, 2186 nucleotides. Lineage: Eukaryota; Metazoa; Nematoda; Chromadorea; Rhabditida; Rhabditidae. The record is from the annotation of a GenBank genome assembly.
AUGUCGUCUUUUGAUAAAGAAGACAAUCGAUCGAAGUUUGUUGUUCCAAAAUCGAUAAAUGAUGGAAAAAUUGUAAAAGUAUCGCAAAAAACUGUAAAAACUCAAAAAGUUGUUCGAAAAGUUCUGCCGGAAGAGCAAUAUAUUCGGAAAUUGGAUAAAAUCAUUGAGAAAGACUAUUUUCCCGAAUUGCGAAAACUACAAGCACAAAAUGAAUAUUUGGAAGCCGUGGCAAAUAAGGAUGUGACAAAAAUAAAGGAAUUGCAAAUGAAGUUUUGUAGUGGAGCAAGUAUUAGGACUGAUCGAAGGUAAAUUAGAUUUUUAAAGAAACAAGUAAAUCUUAAAUCUUGAAAACAUCAAUAUUUUUUCAGUAUAUCAAGUUUUCGAACCCCUACAACUGAUCAUUUUGAUGAAGAAUCUACAAGAGAAGAAACUCCCUCCGAAACUCCUUUCGAUGUAAAUACACCAGGUCCAUCAACAUCUUCAAAAACCUCGAAAAAUGAUUGGAUGAAUACACCAAUUCCAUUUGCAAAUGCGGAAGGAGAUAAUGAAGCAAUACGAAAAAAGAAAAACAAGAAAAAUGAUAUGAGUUUAACUGGAUAUUUGAAUAAAUAUACAUCUGAAGAUAAUGCAUCAUUCGAAGAAUUGACUCAAGUUAUGAGAGAACGAGAAGAUGCAAAGAGAAAAUGGUUGUAUGAAGCAGAAUCUGAACAUAAUAAAAAUCUGGUGACGAAAAAUGCAAUGGCUUUGGAAGCUGAUGUUCAACUUGCUUUGAAAUAUGCAAUAAAUGCAGAUGAAUCUAGGCCAUUAGCAAUUGAUAAUUGGGAAUAUAAAGCAUGGAAUACUGUAUUAUUUAAUCCAAAUGGAGCACCUUUGACAACUGCAGAAGCAAUUGAUGCUGCUAAAAAACAACAAAUCGAAAUAAAUCGAAAAGCUACUCGUUUUCCAAGUGAUCUAAAAAUGAAACCAAGUGAUGAUGCAAUGAAUCGAGCAGCAAUGAAUCAAGUACUUCAUAAUGCUGGAAAAGUUGAUGUUAUGGGACAUGAAGUAACACCAUCAAAUGCUAUCAAAUUGCUAUCAACACCACAUCCUGAUCCAGAAGUUAUGGAUUCGCCAUUGAUGACGUGGGGAGAAAUUGAUGGAACACCUUUUAGAUUAGAUGCACCCGAUAUUUCGGAGAGUUUUUUGGCAAGUGGAAGUGCUCCUGCUUUUAAGGUUUGUGAGAAAAAGUAUCAACUCUGAAUUAUUUUUUAAAAAAUUUCUAAUUUCUCGAAUAUUCAAACUUUGAUAAAAUUCUAAAAAAUGUUCACAUAUUUUUUUUGUGAAAAUUCAUUAAAAUUAAAUUAGACUCAAGUUUCUUAUGUGCAUAAUUUUCAGAUUCCUGAAGUUCCGCUUCGUGAAAAAAUUGCUCAAUCAAUGAAUGAUUCAAUUGCUGCCAAAUAUCGAGAUAAACGAAAAGUUGCGAUGAAAGCUGCCGAAGGUGCACAGUAAGUUAUUUUACACAAUCAGCUACUUUAUUUAUUAAUUGUUUUUCCAGUCGUACCCCGAAAUUUGGCUCAAAAAGAGUGGCUGAUAAAAUUGCACAAUUAUCACCGGCCGCACAAAAAUUGGCCACGAAAAAGUUGGGUUUGAAAAUGGCGUCGAAAUCGCCGUUUUUGUCACCGAAAAGUGGUGGAAGCACGUGGCGAAGUAGCAAAACACCGGGAUCAAAUUGGAGUCGAGGCGAAAAGACACCUGGAUCAUCGUGGAGUCAAGGAGCACGAACACCCGAUGUUGAAACCAUGAUUUUGAAGAAAAAUUGUGAGUUUUUCAAAUUUUGUGGAAAAUCUUCUAGUCGGAAAACUGUAUUUUUCGAAUAAGAUUCCAAGUUCAGUUCAAGUUUUGGAAUUUUUCUUCUAAAAAAUAUUUAGUCUUUUGUGAGAUAUUAAAUUAAAAAUUACAUAGAUCUGUAGUAUUUUUUUUCAGUUUCUAGAAGAAUCUGAGAUUUUUACAGUCUUGAAGUACUGUAGAUUUCUACCAAAAAACCUCCAUAUCAUUUUGUAGUACUCUGCUCCAUUUUGUUGUAGUCUGACGAAAUCCAAUUCUAUUUUAGAUCCCAUUUUUCAGCCAAACCAACUUCUUCUUCCUCUUCAUCUUCUUCAAACGACAAAUCGAAUCAGAAUCGAGCAAACGCGGGUGAUUUCUUCUAA